UCGUUAGUUAUUCCCAGUACUCAUCAUUAAUUCGUUACAAUAGUAAAACAAUCAACUAAACUAAAAAAGUUUUUUUUUUUAUUUUUAAAUUUCCAAAUUUUGAAAUAAUUAAAAAUGACUCAACCCGAAUGGUUAACUGCACAGUUUAUAGAACGUGUGUUAAGGAAUGCAGAUAAAGAUAAUUCAGUUUCUGUGACCAACAUUGUUGUAAAAAUUGCGACUAAUAAAGGUGAUAAUUACACCAGUGAAUUGUAUCGUGUUUUUUUUGAAUUAACGAAAAUUGAAUCUGAUCAUAAAGUAUCUAAACAAAGUACGCUUAUUGUAAAAGUACCUCAUACUACUGAAAAAAUACACAAAGAAUUAGUGGAAGAUGCUAAAAUAUGUGACAAAGAAAUAAAUAUGAUGACUUCGACUUUAAAAGAUAUGGAAUCAGCAUUGAAAGAUACUAAACUGAGUGGUAGAUGUUAUUAUACUAAAAAAAUAAAUCCUCCGAUAUUAGUUAUCGAAGACUUAACGCCAUUAGGUUUUCGUAUGGCUGAUCGUCAAGCACGUCUUGAUAUUCAACACUGCAUUUUGGCAUUACAAAGAUUAGCUAAAUUUCAUGCAAGUUCGGUAUUGGUUUGUGAAAAUACACCUAAGCAUAAGGAAUACUAUACUAAGGGAAUAUUUUGUGAAGGUUUUCCGCCUGAAUUAAUAAAAUUUUUCACAAAUGGAAUGAAAGCUAUUGGGAAGGUAGUUGAGUCAUGGCCAGAAUUAAGUAAAAAGUGUACAGAAAAACUUAAAAAGUUGUCUGAUACUGCUUAUUUUAAAGCAUGUGAAAUAGCGAAACUGAGAGAAUCUGAAUUCAAUGUAAUAAAUCAUGGUGACUUUUGGGUUAAUAAUAUGUUAUUUAAAUAUGAUGACCAAGGCAAUGUUAUAGACCAUAUUUUUGUUGAUUUUCAAGUUUGUGUUUAUGGAACGCCUGCUUUAGAUCUUCUGUAUUUUUUAAACACAAGUGUUUUGGAACAAAUAUUAAUAGACCGAAAAAAUUUUCUCAUUGAAGAAUACGUAAAAACUCUCUCUACAACAAUGAAAAAUAUUGGGUGUAAAACUUGUCCUCCUAGUAUUGAUUACAUAAAAAAAAUCUUAAUUGAAAAAGAAUUUAUCGGUUUUGUAAUAUCCUGCACUUGUCUUGCAGUCAUGCUGACUGAUAAAAGUGAAGCUCAAGGUCUUGAAGAAAUAAUGGGAACAGAUGAAACCGAAUUUAAUUCUAAUGCAUAUAAAAAUGAGGCUUAUAAAAAAAUAAUGGUACGGAGACUCCAAGAGUGGGAUGCGCGUGGAAUCUUUGAUUAAUAAUUACAUAGUUAUAUAAAUAGUAUAAAAAAUAUAUACAGAAUUUAAACGUCAAUAUAAAUUGAAAUAAAUGCAAUAAAGGUAUAUAUGCACACGCUAAUGUGCUAAACAUUAUUAUUUCAGAGUUAAUUUCAGCUCAUAGUUAAUUAUAGUGAUGUACAUAA
Messenger RNA from Microplitis demolitor, 1496 nucleotides. RefSeq lists its product as uncharacterized. The record is from RefSeq and is marked provisional. Bases 115 to 1332 code for a protein of 405 amino acids. Lineage: Eukaryota; Metazoa; Arthropoda; Insecta; Hymenoptera; Braconidae. The transcript has 4 exons.